AUAACCGAAGUUGUUCGUUGGUGUUUUUACUGGUUAGCUAUCGCUACUAUAAUUUUAUUGAUUAUAAAUCGUGGGUCUAUUGUAAAUGAAAAUAAUUCGGGCUUUGCUUCAACCUUUGAAACUCGUUUGGUUUUGAUUAUUCUUGGAGCAGUCGAAGCAUUGACCUUAAUAAUAUGGGUUAUAAUACGUUUUGGUUAUCCGAAUAUAGUAAUAGACGCUUAUUGGCUCGAUACAAUUUGGUGGUGGCGUAUUAAACAAGCUGAUACCAAAGGAAUCGAGGGUAAAGCAGUAGGCUGUUUUCGUUAUUUUGCGUGGGAGAGUUAUAGUGUUUGGUUCAGGCAUGGUGUGGUAACCUAUAGAGGUGAAGUAGACGAAGAUGGUUUUCCUCACGGGUUUGGUGAAUGGGUUGAUGAUUCAUUUGAUGGUGAAUGUUUAAAAGGAAUAUGGGAACAUGGUGUACCUAUCGGUCCAUUCCAAUCCAGAGGUUCAGGUACUGGAGAUGCCUUUCAUGCUGUUCGUGUAGGGCUUGUAAAAAACCAAUGUACCCCUUGGGAUGAAUGGAGACUUUUUCCUAGGCAAUAUCAAAAUGGAAUUGAAGUUAAUGUAGCGUCUGUUGAAUGUUCGGUUUCUGGAAAGUAUCUUAAACACCUUCCUCGUGCAACUGUUAUCGUAUCACCAAAGUCUCAAGAUUAUGAUAAUGAAAGCUACAUAUCACCGAUUGAAUAUU
Messenger RNA from Scutellospora calospora, 727 nucleotides. Lineage: Eukaryota; Fungi; Glomeromycota; Glomeromycetes; Diversisporales; Gigasporaceae. The record is from the annotation of a GenBank genome assembly.